This is a messenger RNA of Grosmannia clavigera kw1407, 1347 nucleotides long. RefSeq lists its product as uncharacterized. The coding region runs from base 1 to 1347 and encodes 448 amino acids. The record is from RefSeq and is a predicted model, not a curated record. The transcript has 3 exons. Lineage: Eukaryota; Fungi; Ascomycota; Sordariomycetes; Ophiostomatales; Ophiostomataceae.
AUGGCACGAAUCAAAAAUUCGGCCAAGUCGGCGUCGAAAUCUGCGGCAAACAACGAUGCGGCGCUCACGGCAUCAUCAACGCCGGCAACCCGCAGAACGGCACCAACUAUAACGGUUAGAAGCGAGCCUAGGAAAACUAGGAAAACUAGGACUAAGGAAGAAACGGGUCAAACCAGUGGGAAAGGUCGACAGGACGUCAAAACCGACAGAACCUACAAAGUCGUCAAGCAUAAACAGAAACCCAAAGAAAGCGAUGACGAACAAGACGAACAGGACGAGGAGCAGGAUGUAGGCGGGCAAGAUAAGGAAACAGAGGAAGGACUAGAACAUGCCAAGCACGAGUCUUCAGAUAGAGACUUACACUCUUUGCUCCCUGGAGCUCUGUCGCCUUCUGUGGACACAUCUCGUGCUUUGGGCGUCAUUGCUGUCUGUGCCAUCGUAUCCUCAGCUCUCUCUCUCGCCAGCCAUAUGUUGGUUAACUGGAUCACAUCAACGUCGACACUGCCACCCCCAUGGGCUGCCUGGACCUCGUAUUUGGGCGCCAUGGCCUUGCCGUCCGCCUUGACGCCAAUAUCGAGUCUUGCCAUUCGCAUGUGCAAAAUCUCUCUUGCAUGGGGCAGAAUUACAAAUGUCGUUGCCUUAGACGUGCUUGCCUAUGGGCCAAUGGUCUACUUAUUCGCGGUACUCCAUUGCAUUCCCCUGCCUGCUGCCUUAGUGGUGGCUGCGAUCGACCUGAUCGCAGAUGUCUUACCUCUUCUCGCCUGGAAGCGGCUAGCUGACAGCACCACUUCGGAUGAUGAUGAUGAUGACGGUGUCGACGAGGCCGGAACGAUCAAAGCCGAUCUCACCAGCGACUCUGGGGGUUUCGGAGACCCGGUAACCUAUGCUUGCUCCGCCGCCUUCGCGAGUGCCCUCUACAGCUUCACGUUCGUGCAAGCUUGUCGCCUGUACUUGCCCAGGAUCUUUGUCGUCCAUUUUUGGAACAUCGCCACCGUCAAGCCGGUGAGGACACUUCCGAUAUCAGCGACAUUUCCGCCAUCCGUGUCUGAGUUCGGCAAGGCUGUCUUUCUUGGCUGGCCUUCUGUUGUCCUCAGUCUUGUAUGCGGCGUUGCCGCCUACAGUUUUAUUUUUACUGGGACGAGCAGUCCGCCAUCCGCCUCGCCAUCCUACAAGAAAUUUGUGGCGGUUCGUACUGCAGCGCUUUCUCUCGUUGUCAGCACAAACAUCUUUCUGCAAUGCUUCAUGGGUGUCCGAGGCAUCGAUGUCGUUGGAGCUUUAACUUAUGCCGCAGUCUGGGCAGCAGCUCCGCUGUUAGUGGGAGCUGCAUUGGCGCUUGCUAGAUCAUAA